AUGCAGAGCUCAGGUCCACAAUGCAAUGCCCUUCAUGGCAUCGUCAACCAAUACCGCCCGGACAUGGCGCCCUAUGAGGCCAUCUACCGCGAAAUACACAGUGACCCCGAGCUCUCGGGGCAGGAGAAGGAGACCUCCUCACUCGUCGCCAACCAUCUCCGAAAACAGGGUUUCGAGGUGCACAUUAAUAUCGGCGGGUAUGGCGUCGCCGGCAUCCUGCGAAACGGGCCAGGUCCUACCGUGCUGCUCCGCGCCGACAUGGACGCACUCCCGAUGGAGGAGAAAACAGGGCUGGAGUAUGCUAGUAAAAGAACCGUCCGGAACAAGGACGCCAGAGAGGUCCCCGUGAUGCAUGCAUGCGGACACGAUACCCAUGUUACGGGCCUGCUGGGCGGCUCGGAGCUGCUCCAUGCCGCACGAGACCAGUGGAGCGGAGCCCUGGUCGUGAUCUUUCAGCCGUCGGAGGAGGAACUGAACGGCGCCCGCGCGAUGCUCGACGAUGGGCUCUAUGACAAAAUCCCCAAGCCGGAUAUUGUCCUCGCGCAGCACGUUGUCCGCAUGAAGGCCGGGACGGUUGCCGUUCGGCCAGGGCGGCUACUAACGGCCACAGACGCCUUUGACGUGCGCAUCUUUGGUCGUGGCGGUCACGGCUCUUCACCACAGAUGUGCGUUGAUCCGAUUGUCAUCGGUGCCUCGAUCGUCAUGCGCCUGCAGAGCAUCGUUAGCCGCGAGAUCACACCGGGGGAGCUGGCCAUUGUCAGCUGCGGGAGUAUCCAAGCGGGCCACGCGCCGAACAUCAUACCAGACCAGUGCGAUCUUAAACUAAGUCUGCGGUCCUACGAGCCGAGGGUCCGGAAACGACUGUGCACAGCGGUCAAACGGAUCAUCGAAGCAGAGUGUGCAGCAUCGGGGGCAACAGAGAAGCCGCAAAUCACGCAUACCAUCAACGCCCCGGCAACUAACAACGAUGAAGAAACGGUAAAGGAGCUGCAGAAGACGUUUGGGUCCUAUUUCGGAGACAACCUGGUGGAAACGGAACCCGCGACGGCGAGCGAGGACUUUUCAUUGCUGGCGACAGCUGUCGGGGCGCCGUAUGUCAUGUGGCUGUUUGGAGGAAUUGAGGCGGAGAAAUGGGACGAUGCUGUUUCGAGAGAUGCAAUAGAUGAGCUGCCUGGUAACCACUCGCCGUUCUUUGGACCGGAUAUGAAACCUACGCUGAAAACUGCGGUGGAUGCGAUGGCCGUUGGGGCGCUGACUUUUUUGAAGACGAAGUGUUUGAAUUAG
Molecule: messenger RNA, 1284 nt
Organism: Aspergillus puulaauensis
Lineage: Eukaryota; Fungi; Ascomycota; Eurotiomycetes; Eurotiales; Aspergillaceae
Product: putative zinc metallopeptidase
Exons: 2
Coding region: 1-1284 (427 amino acids)
Molecular function (GO): hydrolase activity
Source: RefSeq, a predicted model, not a curated record